GUCAAUAUGCGUAUUUAAAAAUAUUUCUCUGCUCGAUUUCUUUUUCUACUCUAUGCUCUUUUCUUGUCCAGGCGAGCGAUUGGUUGUGCGCGAAACAUGAACUGACUACCGCGAUAGUUGUAUGUAUCGCGAGAGUUAUUGAUGCGCGUGUUUGUGGAAUUUGCGCGUAGCCGACGUGUCGAAGGCGGUGCUUUUCCAUGACUCGGAUAGCGAGUAUCCCAGGCGGGCUUUCUUUAAAUUCGUUGAAACGUUAAGUUAUAUUCACAUAAUAGUAACGAUUGGAUUUUAAAAAGCACUGCAAUAGAUUCUCAAAUAUUACAUUCAGUAAAAAACGAGGGUCUGCGCCCCCUCAAUCAAAGAGGCCAUCAUGAAGCUGACGGACAAUGUGCUGCGGAGCUUCAGGGUUGCAAAGGUUUUCCGGGAAAAUUCAGACAAAAUCAACUGUUUUGAUUUCAGCUCAAACGGCGAAACCAUCAUUUCUAGCAGCGAUGACGACUCCCUAGUUUUAUACGACUGCCAGGAGGGAAAACCCAAGCGGACCCUCUAUAGUAAGAAGUAUGGAGUGGAUCUGAUCAGGUACACACAUGCAGCCAACACUGUGGUCUACAGCUCCAACAAAAUUGAUGACACUAUCCGGUACCUCUCCCUCCAUGACAACAAGUACAUCCGGUACUUUCCUGGACACAACAAACGAGUGACGUCUCUCUCCAUGUCCCCUGUGGAUGACACGUUUAUCUCAGGAUCUUUAGACAAGACAAUCCGGCUAUGGGAUCUGCGGUCUCCAAACUGCCAGGGCCUGAUGCACCUACAGGGGAAGCCAGUUUGCUCAUUUGAUCCGGAGGGUCUGAUCUUUGCUGCUGGCGUGAACUCUGAGAUGGUCAAACUGUACGACCUGCGGUCCUUUGACAAGGGCCCUUUUGCUACCUUCAAGCUGCAGUAUGACCGUACUUGCGAGUGGACAGGACUCAAGUUCAGCAACGAUGGGAAGCUCAUCCUUGUCUCAACCAACGGGGGUGCCCUCCGCCUCCUCGACGCCUUCAAGGGAGCUGUGAUGCAUUCCUUUGGGGGCUACAACAACAGCAAAGCGGUGACGCUGGAGGCCUCCUUCACUCCUGAUUCUCAGUUCAUUAUGAUUGGCUCUGAAGAUGGGAAGGUCCAUGUUUGGAAUGCAGAGAGUGGGAUGAAGGUGGCUGUUCUGGAUGGGAAGCACACGGGUCCCGUCACCUGUCUUCAGUUCAACCCCAAAUUCAUGACUUUUGCUAGUGCUUGUUCAAACAUGGCAUUCUGGCUGCCCACCAUUGACGAUUGAUUGAGAGAGAAAUGCUCUGAGUGGGUCACUGAUGGAGGCCACAGGUGAAGUGAGAUCCAAUUUAAAACCAGCAGGUGUCAGCACAUCCAGCUCUAGGACAAUUUUUCUAUGGCGUGUGUGUGGUAAAUCAAGUUGAUUGUAAAUAUGUAGGACUUCAGGUAUAUAAAUGGUCUGAUUUUCUGUUCUUUUAUACUUGUAACAUUAAAUAUGUUUUCAUUUUCUAA
Messenger RNA from Oncorhynchus gorbuscha (pink salmon), 1533 nucleotides. RefSeq names its product WD repeat-containing protein 82. NCBI's taxonomy places the organism in Eukaryota, Metazoa, Chordata, Actinopteri, Salmoniformes, Salmonidae. The transcript is spliced from 9 exons. The record is from RefSeq and is a predicted model, not a curated record. Gene Ontology annotation, molecular function: protein binding; chromatin binding. Gene Ontology annotation, cellular component: Set1C/COMPASS complex. The coding region runs from base 368 to 1309 and encodes 313 amino acids.